UGCACCACUUCCUCUUGUUUGACUAUUGUUCAGCGAGUGUUGCAAGCCGUCGUGGGGAUUGCUAGAGGAUGUGGGUAUAAUAACAAUCAAUGUAUAAAUUAACACAGUUACAGCUUACAGAUGUGGUGGUUCUUAAUUCUUAUGUGACACCAAGAAGAAGAAGAAGAGAGCAUUCGGUUUAUUUGAAUUUUGAAAGACAAGAUUUUUACUCAGCCAUGGAAGCGCUGUCAGGAGCUCCUCGAAUCCCUCUCCGCAAGUUCGAACCAGAUACCAAUAAAAUCAAACGGAAGCUCGUCGAGAAGGGCGUCGACCCUACUCCCAAGAUCAUCCACACCCUCCGCAAGAAAGAAAUCCAAAAGCACAAUCGCAAACUCAACACCCAAACCGACCGAGGCCCGCCGCCUCCACCUCAUGUCUCCGAAGAAUCCCACUUCAAGACGCUAAAACGCGAGUAUAAGGACUUUACUAAAGCGGUGAAUUCGAAGACGGGUGUUCAGACGGUUGGAAAUCCUUGGGAGAGGCUGGACAGUCUCAGGUUAAGGGAGCUGGCCGGAGCGACCACCGAGUACGAUGGAGAGAAGCUGAGAAGAGAGGAGCUGAGGGAGUUAGGCCAAGUGUUUGAGGCCCGGAAGCGCGACGAGUUGCGGUGGGUUCUGGAAGAUGACUUAGAGAUUAGUGAGGAGAUUUUGAAUGGCGAGAAAAAGGUUUGGGACCCAUUGAAGCGGAGACGAGGAGAGGUUGAGGUGAUUCAGUUUCUCGUCGAUAGGCUCAGUUCUACUAAGCUUGCCAUUAAGGACUGGAAGCUUUCGAGGAUUAUGAAGCAGUCGGGACUGGCGUUCACUGAGGGCCAGUUGCUUAGGAUUAUUGAAGGGCUUGGUGCGAAGAGAUGUUCACAGACAGCAAUGGCUGUAGUGGAGUGGGUAUAUGAAGAUAAGGAAAGGGGACGAAAUAAAAGCAGGUUUGUUUACACAAAACUCAUGGCAAUUCUAGGGAAAGCAAGGAAGCCAGAUCAUGUUCUUAAUGUUUUCAAUCUGAUGCGUGGAAAUCGUCAUAUAUAUCCUGACAUGGCUGCAUAUCAUAGCAUUGCUGUCACACUUGGUCAAGCUGGUCACCUGAAAGAAUUGCUGAACAUUAUGGAAUGUAUGGGAAAGAAGCCUUCUAAAAUUAAAAAUAUACACUUCAAGAACUGGGAUCCUGUUCUUGAACCUGAUGUUGUUGUAUAUAAUGCUGUACUGAAUGCUUGUGUGCCAUCCCAGCAGUGGAAGGCAGUGUCUUGGGUUUUCAGUGAGAUAAGAAAGAGUGGUCUGAAACCUAAUGGAGCUACUUAUGGACUUGCUAUGGAGGUAAUGCUACAAUCUGGAAAGUAUGACCUCGUCCACGGAUACUUUAGAAAAAUGAGAAAAAGUGGGGAGGCUCCAAAAGCUCUAACGUAUAAAGUUCUUGUUAGAGCUUUGUGGUGUGAAGGGAAAGUGAAUGAAGCUGUUGAAGCUGUCAGGGAUAUGGAACAAAGGGGCGUGGUUGGAGCAAGCAGUGUAUAUUAUGAGUUAGCUUGCUGCCUCUGUAGCAUAGGAAGGUGGGAAGAUGCAAUGUUAGAGGUUGAGAAGAUGAAGAAAUUGUCUAAUGCUAGACCUUUGGCAGUCACCUUCACCGGCAUGAUAAUGUCUUCUAUGCGAAGUGGACAUAUUGAUGACUGCAUAUCUAUUUUUGAAAAUAUGAAAAAUCACUGCUCCCCUAACAUUGGGGCCAUAAAUAUCAUGUUGAAAGUUUAUGGCUGUAACGAUAUGUUCUCUAAAGCUAAAGAGUUGUUUGAAGAGAUAAAGAAUGCUAAUCCUGAUUCUUAUCCAUCUUUGGAUGGUCCUAAGACGCUCCUCGUCCCAGAUAAGUACACGUACAGCUCAAUGCUUGAGGCAUCUGCUAGCGCUCUCCAAUGGGAAUACUUUGAGUUUGUGUUCAAGGAGAUGGUUAUCUCUGGAUACCAGCUAGAUCAAACUAAACAUGCAUCACUACUUCUGAAAGCAUCCAGAAAUGGGAAGUGGCAUUUGCUGGAGAAUGCAUUCAAUGCUAUCUUAGAAGCUGAAGAUAUUCCUAAUCCUUUGUACUUCACCGAAAUGGUGCUCCAAAAUGUAGCUCAAGAAGACUAUAUGAGAGCUGUCACCCUGGUAAGUGCAAUGGCUCUAGCCCCGUUUACAAUCAGUGAAGAGCAAUGGAAAGAACUUUUUGAGAAAUACAAAGACAAAAUCAGUCGGAAUAACUUAGAGAAACUGCUAGAUUCUUUGGAUAACGGUAAUAUAAAAUCAGAACCCACAGUCGUGAACUUAUCGAGAGCAUUGCACCAUCUCUGUGAAUCUGGCAUGUCAGGAAUGUUUUCUAGUUCCAUUGCAUAUGGCAGUGAAAACGUAGGUAAAUCAUCAUUGGAUGAUAAUGUAGGAUUGAUCUUUGGUGAAGACUCCAACUCUGAUUCCGACUCGGAUGAUGAUCUUCCUCUUAACAGAAGUGAUGUCUCAUUCAAAGUGUCAUCUGUUGUUGAACCUAGCUCCAGCAUAGAUUUCACUGGCAUGGAGUUUGAUCUUGAUAAUUAUGGGGAAAGCAACCUUCCAACCAGCACAACAGGCAUAACUACGGAUGAAGCGUCAAUUGAUGACUCUAGUGAUCCUUUACAUGGUAGUUCCUCAACAAUUGGUGUAAUUGAAAGCUUGGUGGAUGUGGAUGAGACUGAACUUGAAAAACUGUUAAAUGGGGUUCAUCAUUCGGAUAAAUCUAAUUUGCCCUCUUCAUAUGAAGUUCUUGAGGCUUGGAAGGAAAGCAGGAGAAAGGAUGGAGUCUUGUUCUCAACUCGACUUGGCCAGAAAUGAGUAGUUUUUUGGUGUCCGUUUUUUUUUUUUUGGUCUUUUUUCUUCUUUCCCUUGUUGCUGAUGUGUGAUUGUAUAUAUAUAUAUAUAUAUGUAUAUAUAUAUAUGUAUAUAUAUAUAUGUAUAUAUAUAUAUAUAUGUAUGCAUCAGAGAAUGUUUCUAUAGUAAUCUAGUAUACUCAUUGGAGAAGAAUGUUAAAUAUAAGUGACAAUUAGUUGGUGUGGAGGAAUAGGAAUAAAAAUUAAUAUGGAUAAAAAAAAUGAUGAAAAGAUUAUUAAA
This is a messenger RNA of Humulus lupulus (European hop), 3128 nucleotides long. Its product is annotated as pentatricopeptide repeat-containing protein At5g67570, chloroplastic. The record is from RefSeq and is a predicted model, not a curated record. Gene Ontology annotation, cellular component: chloroplast. Bases 90 to 2852 code for a protein of 920 amino acids. Lineage: Eukaryota; Viridiplantae; Streptophyta; Magnoliopsida; Rosales; Cannabaceae. Gene Ontology annotation, molecular function: protein binding. The transcript has 10 exons. Gene Ontology annotation, biological process: chloroplast organization.